Molecule: messenger RNA, 2247 nt
Organism: Didymella exigua CBS 183.55
Lineage: Eukaryota; Fungi; Ascomycota; Dothideomycetes; Pleosporales; Didymellaceae
Product: glutamine-hydrolyzing asparagine synthase
Exons: 5
Coding region: 78-2126 (682 amino acids)
Cellular component (GO): cytosol
Molecular function (GO): asparagine synthase (glutamine-hydrolyzing) activity
Source: RefSeq, a predicted model, not a curated record
GGCUGAUAUCAUGCAGCAGCGCACCGCGAUGCGGUUCCUGCAGGGUUCCCAUCUAUUCCACUCAAUUGCUGCCCAUUAUGUGUGGCAUCAGCUGCAUUGUCAGCCUUGAUCGCGCCCAGGGGCACGCCGCCGAUUGCCUUGAUGACACGAAGACUUUGACGACGCAGCUGGAUGACAGCCUUGAGCUGAUCAAGCAUCGAGGCCCUGAUUCGAGAGGUCAAUGGAUCAGCCCUGACAACAAAGUUGCUUUCGGGCACGUCAGGCUAGCCAUUAAUGAUCUUUCGCCUGAUGGCGCGCAACCUUUCCAUGAUGAGGAUGACAACAUCCAUGCAGUCGUCAAUGGAGAGCUCUACGACCACGAGGCCAUCCGUGCAUCAUUGGUCGAGAAGACAGACUACAAAUUCAAGAGUCGCAGUGAUUGUGAAAUCGUGAUUGCGCUGUACAAGUACUACGGCUUAUCUUUCCUGAGCAAACUACGCGGAGAAUUUGCCUUAUGCAUCUAUGAUGCACGCACUCAACUCUUCAUCGCGGCAAGAGACCGCUAUGGAAUCAAGCCGCUGUUCUACACUUUUGUGAACGAUAAGCUGUUGGUUGCUGCCGAGGCCAAGGCCUUCUUGCCGCUGGGUUGGAAGCCAAAGUGGGAUGUUGCAAGCUUGAAAGAGGCAGGAUGGAAUCACGAUGCUCGCACCAUCUUCAAGGGUGUUAGAAAAGUCCGCCCAGGCCAUUACUUCACGUGUCAAUCUUUCGACAAUGUCGAGUCACGACCAUACUGGGAUAUUGAAUAUCCAUUAAAGACCCUCACAGAGCUGCGAUCCGAUCAGGAGAUGAUCGAAGGCGUCAGAGAACAGAUGCUAGAAGCGAUCCGUAUGCGCCUUCGUGCCGACGUCCCAGUUGGGGUCUACUUGAGUGGUGGCAUAGAUUCAUCGGUCAUCGCUGGCAUGGUCACCCAUCUGGUCAAAGAGCAAGGCGAGCGAAUGGGUAACGACAAGGAGACUGAGCGUGUCAGCUGCUUCAGCAUAGCAUUCGAUGAAGACAGUGGCUUCGAUGAAUCUGCCAUCGCAAAUCGUACAGCUGACCACCUCGGCGUCAAGUACUACAAGAAGCACAUGAAUGAGGCGGAGCUUGCGGCUCGCUUUGAAGACGCUACUUGGCACUGCGAGCAUCACAACCCCGAUCUCAACUACGUCGGGAAGUAUGCACUCUCUGAGGUGCCGCAAGAGCUUGGUUUCAAGGUUGUGUUGACCGGAGAAGGUGCAGACGAGCAAUUCGGUGGAUACCCGAUGUACCUGCCUGACUACCUCCGCGAAGCUGACUUGGCAUACCCAUCAAAUCCACUCCCUGAGGAUGUGCGGAAAGCACGAUGCGUACAGACCGACGAAGAGGCGAGUGCUUACUACGAAUCGAUUGGCGCAGAUGGUACGAAUCGUGGCCCAUCUCUUCCACGACGCAUGCUUAACGACAUCACGACCGUGUCGUCCAUGACGGCCUUCUCCGCCAACUCGCUCUUUGCAGACUGGACAAGCAAUUAUGGCGCGUGCGAUCCACAGCUGACCAUCGCUAACUCUGUCGAUGGACGUGUCAGAGAUGUGAUGAACGAUGAGUGGCAUCCGCUCCACACGGCGCUUUACGUGUGGCAGAAAGGCCAUCUUUCCAACAUCUUUCUGUCGUGUCUGGGAGACAGAACAGAAAUGGCGCACUCAAUCGAGGCUCGGACGCCUUUCCUAGACCAUCACUUGACCGAGUACGUCAACGCGCUCCCCCCGAGUGUCAAGAUCAGGUGGGAUGCAGAAGAGAAGAGGUUCGUGGAGAAGUGGAUCUUACGAGAAGCAAGUAAGCCCUUCAUCACAGAAGAGUUGUAUAAGAGGAAGAAACACCCAUAUUCUGCGCCGACUACCUACCCAGAGAACGGUCCGCUACAGAAGCUGCUCGCUGUAUUGUUGACGAAAGAUAGAGUCGAAAAGCUCGGCUUUCUUGCAUGGAGCAAGGUCCAGGUGCUUGUUGACAAAGCCUUCGGGCAAAAGGACGCCAAUGCAAUGCGAUUUGCAUUCACUGUGGCACAGUGGGUUGUCAUUGGGGAACGUUUUGGGAUCGAGACGGCGGAUCCAGAGUCUGUUGGCAUAUCUUGAAACCCUUGAAUGCCUUUGGUACUGGGGCUUGUCAGCUUUGUGACCUUCUACGUCUUACACCCUGAAUAAAUGCUUUUCGGUCCUGACCUCGUUCGGCUUUGAAUGAACGUCUUCCUUCCAC